Psilocybe cubensis is the source of this 2298-nucleotide messenger RNA. RefSeq lists its product as uncharacterized. The transcript has 9 exons. Lineage: Eukaryota; Fungi; Basidiomycota; Agaricomycetes; Agaricales; Agrocybaceae. Gene Ontology annotation, molecular function: protein binding. Bases 1 to 2298 code for a protein of 765 amino acids. The record is from RefSeq and is a predicted model, not a curated record.
AUGCUUGGUCCUCUGCAGGGCAUCCAGUCCAACAACCAGCAGCAACAGCUACAACAGCAACAGCAAAACCAGCAGCAUCAACAAGGCCAGCAAGGCACAAUACCACCACCGCCACCUCAGAACGGCCAGGACUUCACCUUGUCAAGUGUCCUUCACUAUUUGCAGACUGAAUGGAGGCGCUAUGAACGUGAUAGAAAUGAAUGGGAAAUCGAACGCGCUGAGAUGCGGGCACGCAUCGCUCUUCUCGAGGGAGAGCGAAGGUCUUUUGAGAAUGUCAAGCUCGACCUUAUGAGGCGCAUAAAGAUGCUCGAAUAUGCCUUGCGUAUGGAAAGGUCGAAACAGCUUACUCAACCCGCAUCACAAUCCACGCCAGCGUCAAAACUCUCUAGUCUGCAGUCAAAUGCUGCAUCGUCUUCUCAGAAGGAUGAUUCACAUAGUCAAAAGGGAGAAAGUGGCGGCAGUUCCCCGAGGAGUGAAGAUUCUCCCCUACCCGACAGUCGACUUCCCAAUGGUUCAACCAACGGCCCUUCGGGUAAACAAAGUUCUUGGGGUGCUACUAAUAAUUGGAUGAAUGCAGCAGCUGGUGGGGCAGCCUCAGGUCUAGGUAAACCACCUCUUGGAAGAGAUCCAAAAAGCAGAGCCAGAAGUCGGGAUUACUUGAAACAGUGUUUACAAGAAAUAUCAUACCUCACUUCCCCGCAAGCUAUGAAUCCUUUACCGAACCGGCCAUUGCUCAAUACCCCCUCAGUACCCCUCUCUUUACCGAAUAUCCCAUCUUUUGACCAAAUGGCAUACAAUGGUCGACCUAGAAAGGUGUUACCCGAAGCUGGGAAAGAAUUCCCCCUCCUAAAUGGCAUGAGUACUAUUUCAGGUCCCCCUCCCCCUGCAGUACCCAAUGGAACUCCUCCAUUGUCAAUUCUUGAACGUGGUAAUCAUCUGAAUCAAGGAUUGCUUCCACAGCAGCAGCAGCAACAACAGCAACAACAACAACAGCAACAGCCUUCUCAAACCCAGCAACCUGCACAACCUUCCGGACAACCUCAAGAUUCUUCCAAUGCAUCAACUUCUCAAGCCGACAAGGACCGCGAAGGCGAAUCCGAAAAUCGUCAAUUUACUGCAAUAUUCAGACCGGAUGAUGCGGGCAAAUGGAAAGAGAAGCUUCGACGUGGAGACGAGCCUCGAACAACUGAAGAGCUACAGCAAUCACUAGAUGAAGGCUCUUGGGAGAGGCAGGAAGACGAUGAAGGUAAAGAAGAGGAAGCUGAUGUCGAGGACGAGGAAUCUUCCCUUGUUGGUGAUGGUGAAAGCACAAAAUUGUGGAGAGCCAAACGAACUCUAAGAAACCAUCUGGAUGCCGUCCGUGCCCUUGCUUUCCAUCCCACAGAACUUUGCCUUGCCACUGGUGGAGAUGACUGCACAGUAAAAAUAUGGCGCAUGGAUGUAGCCAGUCUAGCUUCAUCUGGCUCACGCGCUACAACUGAGGUUGAACCCCAACUUACGCUUCGUGGACACUCCGCAGCGAUUACACGGUUGAUUCAUUCUCCGUCCAAACAGCUUCUGUACUCUGCAUCUCUUGAUUCUUCCAUCCGCAUUUGGGCCCUUCCUUCUUCUACGCAUACAACUUACGCACCAUAUGAUGAAACUCGGUCACGCGGAGAGCUAGUUGGACAUACUGACGCAGUUUGGGAUCUGGCUUUAGUCAGGGAUGAAAGUACACUUAUUAGCUGUGGUGCUGAAGGUGUAGUUAAAGUCUGGGAUGUUAGUGGUCCUUCUGGAGGGGGUUCUCUCAAGUUGACUUGGGGAUGGCAUGGUGUCGUCGACAGUGCCGAUGAUCUGCACGAGAAUCCUGAUGCUCCUGGAGCAACUUCUGUAGAAGCCAUCAAAACGGACCUCAAGAAAGUUGCGGUCGCAUACCAGAAUGCCGUCGUCAAGAUUUUCGACAUUGAAAGUGGGAAAGAAUUAUCGAGACUAGAAAGUGACAUGAGCUACGAUGGUACCCCUGCAACGCAAAUCAAUCGAAUUGUGUCGCACCCAACGAUGUCGAUCCUCGUCACUGCCCACGAGGAUAAGUUCAUCAGAAUCUUUGACCUGACCACAGGAUUUUCCUUGGUGUCUGGGAGUCAUGACUGUUCUGUACGCUUCUGGGACUUGCUUGGCUCCCGUACAUGUAUACAAGAGCUUACCACGCAUCGCGAAAAGGCCCGGGAAGGUGUUUUGGACGUGGAGUUCCACCCAUCACUACCCUUCAUGGCCAGUGGGGGUGCUGACGGCGUUGUAAAACUGUAUGCUUCAUCAUAA